UGGUUGCUUUGAUGUUGCUUCUGUUUCUAUCUCUUUCCAUGUACGAUCCCAAUUGUAGUUGUGUGAAAUAAGCAGUUGUUUUGUUUUGGGAAGAGCCCAAAAAUCAACAAGGAAGUGGUACACUGGCCGAGAGACUAGAGAGAAGUAUUAUGUCAUAUCCUGCUUUUUCUAGUUAAAUUUAUCCCAACACCACCUUUCCCUCUGACCUUUCUGACGUCCCACCACUGUCCCCCCCACUCCACCACUCUCCUCUUACCUUUGCUUUCCCAUAAUUAAACAUCACUACCCACCAUCUCUCUCUCUCUCCCCCCCCUCGCUUUGUCCAUUUCCCAUUAUUAUUAUUUUCAAUCUCUAGCUAUGUGCUCUCAUUCAGCCUCCAUUAAUUGUGUUGCUGUUGAAAGAAGAGACCUACAAGACUGAAGCUGUUUAAAUCCAUAAGCUUUGCAAUAUCCGCUUGAUCUUGAUGAUGGAUAAACCUGGUUUUCUCUCAUCUAGAAUGUGAAGUAGCUUCUCCAGAUCACUACGCAGAUCAACAAUGAAACGUAACUUUGACCUUGAAGUAAAGGCCUCUUCCGAAAAUGAUUCCGAAGUUAGCAGCCAAGUCGCUUCGAACAAGUCCACAACCUCUGCAUCUCCCUCCAAAGACAGUGUCACAAACUCCUCGCAACUCACAAAUCUCGUAGCGGUUCAGUCGCAGUCAGAGCCGGUCACCCUUGACUUAACUCUCAGCUUCAAUGCUGAUGAUUUUGGGGGAAGGGAUUCAGGACUCUCAUUGUCAAGCACAAGCGAGAGUAGCAAUGAACCUGCAUCUCAUACUACAACGGCAGCCAUUCCACGAGUCUUUUCUUGCAAUUACUGUCAACGCAAGUUCUUCAGCUCGCAGGCUCUCGGCGGCCACCAAAAUGCGCAUAAGAGAGAAAGAACACUGGCAAAGCGGGCUAUGAGAAUGGGUAUUUUCUCAGAGAGGUAUGCCAGCAGCCUAGCAUCUCUGCCUCUGCAUGGAUCUCCAUUCAGGUCAUUGGGAAUUAAGGCACACUCUUCAGCACACUAUGGCUUUGUGCCACCAGCGAGGCCUCCUGAGAUCAGAAACACCACAAAGUUUCAGCACGGGUAUUUAGGCAUGCCCAUUUUUGUGGAGGAUGAUGAGGCGGAGCUGUUGUGGCCCGGCAGUUUCCGUCAGGUUGCUGAGGCAGGUAAUCCCCAUCCGAGUUUUGUACUGACUGAAAGUUCCAAUAUAAAUUUUGUAGAGAUGACUCCAUCAGUGGACAUAGACAACUCUACACCCGACCUCACAUUGAAACUUUAAGAGGUUGAUUCGAUGCUUCCAAAUCUGGCUUCAGUAUCUCCACAUUUGUUAUCUCUCUGUACAGUGAGAUGUGCCUGGGAAAUGACUGCAAGCUUUUCUUCUUAUAGCUCUUUUCUUUUUCUUGUACUUUUUCUUCCUUUUCUUUUGGUUAUCUACUUUGAAUGUUUGUCUAUGUAUAAGAGCCUCGCAAGGAUAAUUUGUAGCUCCUAUGCUUGUUAUGACAGCUUUUGAUUUAUAUAACGUAAUCCCAGUGCUCAAAGUACUAUGAUUGACCA
Molecule: messenger RNA, 1581 nt
Organism: Alnus glutinosa
Lineage: Eukaryota; Viridiplantae; Streptophyta; Magnoliopsida; Fagales; Betulaceae
Product: zinc finger protein 4-like
Exons: 2
Coding region: 536-1306 (256 amino acids)
Biological process (GO): negative regulation of abscisic acid-activated signaling pathway
Source: RefSeq, a predicted model, not a curated record